CAGUGAACUUUAUAUCUUUAAUUCGUCCUUUUCCAAAGCAGGUCUCGCGAAAAACACUCGGAUCAAAUUUGUACAAUGUUUUGGUAUACUGUAAGCGCUGUAAUACUUUUAAUAGCAUUAAGACUCAAAUGUCCGUACAUUAUCUCCCAGACCAAGUACAUGUGCCGAGUGGCAAUAGCAGUUUACCGCACGACAAAGUACAUCAAAUCCAAGCCUGUUUACACGAUACUGGAUCGAUUCCUGGACUCGGUUCGGAAGAACCCGAAAAAGGCGUUCAUUCGGUUUCUGGAUCAAACUUACUCAUACGCGCAGUCGGAUAAAGAGAGCAAUAAAAUCGCGAGGACUUUGCUGAAACACGCGGAUCUUCAUGAAGGAGACACGGUUGCGCUUUUGCUCGGGAAUGAACCCACGUUUUUGUGGAUAUGGUUGGGUUUGGCCAAGAUCGGAUGUUCUGUUGCUCUUCUCAAUCAUAACAUCCGAUCCAAGUCCCUUCUGCACUGCUUCACCUGCUGUGGGGCCAAUGUGCUGAUAGCCGGUGCAGAUCUGCAGGAUGCGGUUGAGGAGGUGCUGCCGGCUCUGAGAGAGCAGGGGAUCUCCAUAUAUAUACUGACUGAGCAUGUGAGCUCAGAGGGAAUGACAAGUCUUACAGACAAGAUCAAGCAGGCCUCAGAUCAGCCGAUUCCAGCAGACCUGAGGGCCAACGUGACCUUCAGCAGCCCAGCGGCCUACAUCUACACUUCAGGAACCACCGGUCUCCCGAAGGCGGCAGUGAUCACUCACCGCAGGCUCUGGGCGAUGGCCUUCUUCCAGUCCAUCUGUGGAGUGAAGUCUGAUGAUGUGAUUUACGUCUGCCUGCCUUUAUAUCACAGCUCUGGCUUUGGCCUCGGGUUCGGAGGUUCUGUUGAACGAGGAGCCACUAUUGUCCUGAGGAGCAAGUUUUCUUCCUCUCAGUUUUGGGACGACUGCAGAAAGUAUAACGUCACUGUGAUUCAGUAUAUUGGAGAAACCAUGCGCUACCUCUGCAACAUGCCAAAGUGUGUUAGUGAUCAAGUGCACAACGUCAGGAUGGCCAUUGGGAAUGGCAUUCGGCCAGAGAUCUGGCGAACGUUCAUCAGCAGAUUCGGUCAUGUUGAAAUCAAAGAGUUUUACGGCUCAACUGAAGGAACUCUGGGUUUCUUGAACUACGCUGGCAAAGUUGGGGCCGUCGGUACAGUCAAUUCUUUUCAUAAGAAACUGUAUCCGUAUGACUUCAUCAAGUUUGAUCAUGAGAAAGAGGAGCCUGUCAGAAACGCUGAUGGAUUUUGCAUUGAAGUUGCAAAGGGAGAGACGGGUCUGCUGGUGACACAGCUCACUCAGAAGAUUGAGUUUACUGGAUACGCCCGGGAUCCCAAACAGACGGAGAAGAAGAAACUUCACAAUGUGUUUGAGAAGGGUGACGUUUACUUCAACACUGGAGAUCUGUUCAGGACAGACAGAGAAAACUUCAUCUACUUCCAGGAUCGGGUGGGCGACACUUUUAGGUGGAAAGGGGAAAACGUUUCCACCAAUGAAGUGUCAGACAUCAUGACUCUGGCGCUGUGUAUCGAGGAAGCAAAUGUUUACGGCGUCACAGUUCCAGGUUUUGAAGGGAGGAUAGGAAUGGCCGCCAUCAUAUUGAAGAAAGACCAUCAGUUUGAGUGUGAUGACGUUUUUAAUCACGUGACCUCCUACCUUCCGGUUUACGCAAGACCGCGUUUCAUACGCAUCCAGAGCUGUUUGGCUGUUACCUGCACCUUCAAGCAGCUGAAGGGGAGGCUGGUGGAGGAAGGCUUUAACCCUGCUCUCUUCACUGACCCGCUGUUUAUUUUAGACGAGACGGUGAAAAGCUACAGACCUUUGACACAUGACACAUAUGAGUCCAUACUGGACGCUCAAUUCAGACUGUGAAGAGCCGCAUUCGCUCUGUUUAGAAUGAAAGAAACCAAAUCUUUCAAUUAUAACACAGCAACUUGUUUAACAAGAUGUUAAACAAAGCAGAUGUGUUUGCUCAUAUGUACCAAUGGUGCCAAUAUUAGUGGAGAUGACUGUAAUAUUUUCCCCUAUUUGUACCAAGCAUAAUUAUUGACUUAACAGAUUUAACGGUGGUGGAAAAAUGAUUUAGUUUCUUUAGUAAUUUUUGUGGAAGCUUUCAAAGAUGUUUUUAUUUUAUAUCUAACAUCUUUGUCAGUUUUCUGACAAUACUGUUUUAAAAAGAUAAUAAAAAACACCAAAAAAAGAGGAGUAUCAUUGUCAGUCUGUAAAGGCUUUCUAAGAAUCAGAUACUGUCUUCCCCUGCAGUCUGAACAAAUAGUUUUGUAGGAGUUUGACCAUUGGUUCUCACUGAAACCCUCCCACUCACUCCUGCAUCAAAGGCUGAAUGGGAUGAGGGUUGCCAGAUUGCGAGUUCAAAAUAAUGCUUAAUUUU
Molecule: messenger RNA, 2443 nt
Organism: Danio aesculapii
Lineage: Eukaryota; Metazoa; Chordata; Actinopteri; Cypriniformes; Danionidae
Gene: slc27a2b
Product: solute carrier family 27 member 2b
Exons: 10
Coding region: 76-1926 (616 amino acids)
Molecular function (GO): long-chain fatty acid transmembrane transporter activity; long-chain fatty acid-CoA ligase activity
Source: RefSeq, a predicted model, not a curated record